Haliotis rubra (blacklip abalone) is the source of this 4105-nucleotide messenger RNA. RefSeq names its product inversin-like. The record is from RefSeq and is a predicted model, not a curated record. Gene Ontology annotation, molecular function: protein binding. NCBI's taxonomy places the organism in Eukaryota, Metazoa, Mollusca, Gastropoda, Lepetellida, Haliotidae.
CCAGAUACAGAUCAGGUUACGCUGCUACUCUUACAGUUUACUCCACCAUUUUGGUUACCCAUUGUCUGUGUCCCUCCGAGUUUUCUCCACCUCGCAGCUCUCCCUGCCUCAGUGACAGUGUUAUAGUACUCACACAUUCAAAACUGUGUUCUAUAUUCUUUAUGAAAUGAAUAUUUGGAAUCAGUCAUAUUUGGACAACUUUGUGAAGAAGACUCAAUUCUGUCAAAAGGAAACUUGACAGUUGCAUAUUGUACAUUUUGAUUUCAUGAAAACACAUAGGUUCAGAAGUCAGACACAAAAAUUAUCAUGCAGAUUGUGUAUUAAUUCGAGAAACAAACUGGACAUUGAGUACUACUGUGUGGGGGUUUAGGGAUGUGCUCAAGCAAGGAUGUUGUCAGAAGACAGUGGCCACUCCCUGUAUGGGCCUGUGGGGUGGGGCAUAUCCCAGGUGUUGUGUAUGUGUUGUGUCACCCCCAGGGUCCUUCACACCUACAGGGAGGAGACUAGUAGGGUGUCUGUAGGGGAGAUGACAGCCGUGGCCGGCCCCUCCAGUCCUGCAGUAUCACAGGUGGAGACCCCGAAGAGCCCUUUUGCAAAUGGUAAUGGCCGACUGGAGAGCAUCACCCAGCUACAUGCAGCUGCUGUCAAUGGCGACAAGCCCACCCUCACAAGGCUUGUUGCAGCCUGCCCUCAGGAGCUAGAUGCAGGGGAUCAGUUCGGCCGGAGUCCCCUUAUGUUUUGUGUCCUGGCAGACCGACUGGAGUGUGCAGAGACACUGCUGAAGGCCGGGGCUCAGAUCAACCUCCGCGACAAGGGGGGUAGGACAGCUCUGCACUGGGCAGCACAUAAGGGCAACUAUCGGCUGAUGAAGAUGCUGGUGUCAAAGGGUGCAGACUGUCGAGAAAAGGACAAUGAAGGUCAGACAGCCCUGCAUCUCUGUACCCGACACAAGCUGCCCAAGUGUAUGGCAUUGUUGCUGCGGCAGCUGACUCCGGGGGAGAUGGACGACCAGGACAACAACAAGAGAACAGCCUUGCACUGGGCAGCCUCCUAUGGUAACCUGGAACAUGUCAAGAUGCUCAUCAAGUGGGAUUCAAACAUUGGCAUCCCAGACACAGAUGGCAAAACCCCACUCCACUGGGCCGCUAGUAGCCGAGAUCGUCAGGCUGUGAGCUGUGUCAAACUGAUCUUGGAAACAACCCCAAGUGUGAUCAACUGGCAGGACUACGAAGGAAGGACAGCUCUUCAUCUGGCAGUUGCUGACGGCAACGAGAGUAUAGUCAAUGUGUUGGUGCAGACAAGUAUACGCAAGUGUAAUGUGUCCGCUCUGGACAACUGGUUCAGAACCCCCCUGCAUUGGGCAGCUGUGCUGGGACAUUCAAAGAUUGUGGGGUUCCUCCUUGACAGUGGUGCUGAUUUUGCCAGCUCAGAUUCUAAUGGUGCCACACCUCUUCACUAUGCAGCUCAGAAUAACUAUGACGAUACGGUGGAAGUCUUCCUGUCCCACAAGUUGGUGACUGAUGAGAGUGAUGUUGAUGGCCGGACAGCGUUCAUGUGGGCAGCAGGCAAAGGGGCAGAUGAUGUCAUCCGUAUAUUUAUAAAACACUGUGUUGACAUUAGACAAAUGGACAAGCACGAAGAAACAGCCCUCCAUGCAGCAGCAUAUUCCGGCCACACCAGCACAGUGCGGAUCCUUCUGGAGUACAGGGCCGAUAUUGACGCUGUGGACCUCAUGAAACACACACCUCUGUUCAGGGCCUGUGAGUCUGGUCAGACGGACGUGGUGCAGACUCUCAUCGAUGCUGGGGCCAAGGUGGAUGUGGUUGAUCAGGAUGGCAGGUCCCCUCUGCACUGGGCGGCACUUGGGGGUCAUGCCUACAUCUGCCAGACUCUCAUCAAGUUUGGAGUGGACCCCAACAUCAGGGACACCACCGGACGUACCCCUAUCCAGUGUGCAGCGUAUGGAGGUUUUGUCAACUGUAUGUCUGUGUUGAUGGAGCACAAGGCAGAUCCCAGCACACAGGAUAAUGAGGGAAUGACAUCGCUGCACUGGGCCUGCAGCAUGGGCCACCUGGACACCGUCAAGCUGCUGGUGGAGCACAUGGCCUAUGUCAACCACAUGGAGUUCACUGAAGACAGGUACACACCACUGGACUAUGCAUUGAUGGGUGAGCACCAUGAUGUUGCCCAGUACAUGAUCGAGCAGGGGGCCCUCUCCAUCACAGGCAUACAGGACAUAGCAGCACAGAAAAUACAGUCGGCAUUUCGAGGCUAUCGAGUGAGGAAGACAUUUAUAGAGAGGAAGAGGCUGCUGAUGAAACAUGAAAAGUUGAAGAGGGAGGCUGCCAGGAAGCGUGCAGUGGAGGAGUACCGCAAGAAGGAGGAUGUGCAGCACAAGCGAGAUGUGGAAGAUAAGUAUGUCACCUCUGACCUGGUUACCAUGGAGACAGCAGGAACAGUGGACACAGCACCUGCAGUGGAAAUCAAAAGUGGAACCAAAAAGAAGAAGGAGUACAUGCCAACAGAAAGGGAGAUAAUCCUAUCUCAGAAGAAAGAAGCACAGAGUAAGAAGCAGGCUGAGCAUGAACGACAGAAGGCAAUACGCAGAAAGCAGCAAGCAGCCGUGAUCAUACAAACAGCAUGGAGGAGGUACAGAAAGAGAUCCACCAAGCUGACCAACCAGUUUGCAUCCACUGCACGGGGCGCUGUGCGGCGCCGACGUCUGCGGACCACAGAGGAGGAGUGGGAGCGGCAGAUUGCUGCACUCACCAUUCAGCUGGCCUGGAGGAAGUUCUUCAGGAAGAAGUUGUUACGCCAGAUACAUCCAAAUAAACGACAACUGCAGAUGUGGGACCCUGACGUUAUUGCUGCAAAACAGAGGGCUCUGGUCAACCAGAUAUAUACUGAAGCAAUCCAGGCCCCUUUCUGGCAUCCGACUCUGAAGCGACAAGUGCGGCCCUUCUGGCACCGACUCAUUCCAUCACCUGCUGCCUUAUCUUAUAACUUUGCUGUGGACCAGUACCACCCUGACACUGCUAUGAGAGGUGUGACACCCCAGGUGCCCCCUGAUGACCACACCCACUCCUUCCCCAGCUCCAGGAACGCCUUGGAAGAGGAACUCUCAGAGAGCCUCCAGAAUAUGAAAGUGACUAAAGGCAGUCAACCAGCACGGUUCUCAUACAACCUGAAUGACCUCAAACUCUGACCCCCAGAUGUAUAAAGACAAGAUUGACAAGAGACUGUGAUAUGGAAGAUGGCAUAUGCAUGCUAAUGUACAUAGUACCAUGUUGAUGAUAAUCCUUACCUGUGGUGCUCAUUGCUAGACUGAUGUGUAUGUGUGGGUAGUGACACAGCCAGGGUAGGUAGGUCAGUACCUACCAACAUCAAGUUCAACCAGUUUUGAUGACUUCCACUGAUGUCAGAUAUUCAUGACCUAUUACAGUAAUUGUAAUCUUUUUCAUUUGAGAUGUAUUGUGUCGUAUUUGAAAACAGAAUACAAGUUAAAGGUUGAUUACAACAAUAAUGCCUCAUUUUGACAACAAUAUAGUGGCUUCCUUUCUGCUACAAAGUUUCAUAAAUAAUAGAUUAAAGACUUAAUUGGUCAUAUUUCAAUGAAAAUAUUCCAUUUUCAAAUAAAUACUUGCUAUUGUUAGCAUUGAUUUGCUCCAAAGUUUCAUUUACCUGAAUAAUAUAUCAUCAAUAAAACAAACUAAAUUUAUUAAAGUCAAAGACCUCUAUGUAUUGUUGCAGUGGAAACAAAUUAUGUAGCUACACAAACCUCAUGAAAAUAACCUCGUUAUUUGAUCCAUUCUAUUUGUAUAUCAUGUGGAAUAUGUUCUUCUGGCCUUAUCCGAUGGACUUUAUGAUAGAUACAUGUUGGAUUUUAUUAAAUAGGGUUAAAGAAUACUGCUUUGAUAAGUACUCACAUCAGGAUCCUUUUGAAAAAGGAACUGUCACCAUUAAACUCAGUUACUUAUUACAAACAUGGUCACUGAAGUUGCUGUAAAAUAUUCAUUGUGAUGUAAUUCUUCAACCAUGUCUUAUCAUCCGUCCAUGUUUUUUGUAUGUCAGGCUGUGACUGUGAAGUAAAACCUUAAACCAUGAA